AUGUUAGCACUGAUAGGUGUUUUCGAGACUGAAGGUGUCGGCGACGCCGAAUCCAAGACACGUUUCACCGAGCCGUCUGUCAUCGGUGUCGAAGUCAGCAGGGCCAUCCAUCUGCGCACGAGGCAGAGAGGCCAGGUACAAGAUACGGAGCAGACUGCCGUCAACGAGAGCAACGGUCGUAAGAUGCCGCAGACGAGACAGACCGGCUCACCGUCGGCGAAGGCGAGGCAAGAUAAGGAGGACCGCGGGGCACGGAGGGCUGGCGGACGACGCCGAGGUGGCAUGGCUAGGUAG
Messenger RNA from Grosmannia clavigera kw1407, 294 nucleotides. RefSeq lists its product as uncharacterized. The transcript has 2 exons. The record is from RefSeq and is a predicted model, not a curated record. Bases 1 to 294 code for a protein of 97 amino acids. NCBI's taxonomy places the organism in Eukaryota, Fungi, Ascomycota, Sordariomycetes, Ophiostomatales, Ophiostomataceae.